CGGGCCGUUGGCGUGCCCUUCCAGCGCUCAGAGCAGCCGCCCCGCCCCGCUCGCAGCCGCGUUCUGCGAGCUGCUGCAGCAUGAAGACCCUGCUGAAGUGGUUGCUGGGACUCGUGGGGGUCGCCGUUGUCAUCACGGUGAUCGCCGUUCCGCUGGCUCUGCUCACUGGCGAAAGUACCCCUGAGUCUGAUUCACGAAGAACAUAUACCCUAGAGAAUUACUUGAACGAUGACUAUGUGUACAAAACACAUAAUUUGCAAUGGAUUUCAGGAAAUCAAUAUCUACAUGAAACACCUAAUGGGAACAUUCUACGUUUCGAUGCUGAAACUGGAACAUCCUCAGUAGUCUUGUUAAAUACAACAUUAAGCACAUAUGAGGCAACAACAGCUAUAUUGUCCCCUGACCAGAGGUUUGCUCUUCUGCAGUACAAGUAUGAAAAGUUGUGGAGGCAUUCCUACACAGCUUCAUAUCACAUCUAUGAUUUCAAUGCAAGAGCCAUCUUAGAUGAUGCACUGCUACCUAAUGACACGCAAUAUAUAUCCUGGUCACCCGUUGGUCACAAACUGGCAUAUGUUUGGAAUAAUAAUAUUUAUAUAAAAGCUUCACCAACAGCAGCACCUGUGCAAAUCACUAGCAGUGGAGAAGAAAAUAAAAUUUUCAAUGGAAUACCAGAUUGGGUUUAUGAAGAGGAAAUGUUUAGCAGCCAUUCUGCUCUGUGGUGGUCUCCAAAUGGCAAUUUUGUGGCAUAUGCAGCAUUUAAUGAUACAGAAGUUCCUGUUGUCGAGUAUUCCUUUUAUUCUGAAGACACCUUGCAGUAUCCUAAGACCAUUAGAAUCCCUUAUCCCAAGGCAGGAGCUAAAAAUCCAACAGUGCAAUUCUUCAUUGUGGAUAUCCAAAUGCUCCCUGAUUUUAACACCACUGAAAUUUCUCCACCUGCAGAAAUAAAAUCAGGGGAUCAUUAUUUGAGCGUUGUAACGUGGGUAACAGAUGAAAGGAUCUGUCUGCAGUGGCUCCGAAGAAUUCAGAAUUUUUCAGUCCUCACCAUCUGUGACUUUGAAAGUGCAACUGGAAAUUGGACAUGUCCACAGGAAAAACAACUUACGGAAGAAAGUACAACUGGCUGGAUUGGCAGAUUUCAGCCAUCUGUACCUUAUUUUGCCCCAGACAACACUACCUACUACAAAGUCUUCAGUGACACAGAAGGUUACAAACACAUUCAUUACAUAAAUGGCACAGAGGCUCCAGUACCUAUUACUGAAGGAAAGUGGGAAGUAAUCAGCAUAGCAGCUGUAAACAAAAAUUUUCUGUACUAUAUUAGUAAUCAAAAUGGUGAUAUGCCAGGUGGAAGGAACCUUUACAAAAUGCUCUUGGAAAGCAGUCCAAAAUCUACUCAGUGUGUUAGCUGUGAUUUGAAUCAAGAAAGAUGCCAGUAUUAUUCUGCUUCCUUCAGCAAAGAUGCACAAUAUUAUCAGCUAAAUUGUCUUGGUCCUGGCCUGCCCUUGGCUACUCUGCACAGAAGUAGUGAUGAUCAAGUCCUCAGGUACUUGGAAAAUAAUACUGAGCUGGAAAAUUCAUUGAAAGAUAUUCAAAUGCCUUCAAAAAAACUUGGCUCCAUUACUGUAGGAGGAUACAACCUCUGGUAUCAAAUGAUAUUGCCUCCCCAUUUGGAUUCAUCAAAGAAGUACCCUUUGCUCCUCGAAGUGUAUGCAGGACCCUGCAGUCAGAAAGUAGAUCAUGCCUUCCGGAUUAACUGGGCUACGUACCUUGCCAGUACAGAGCAGAUCAUUGUGGCCAGCUUUGAUGGCAGAGGAAGUGGAUACCAGGGAGAUGAGAUCAUGCAUGCAAUAAACCGAAGACUAGGAACCUAUGAAGUGGAAGAUCAGAUUUCAGCAGCCAGAAAGUUUUCUGAAAUGAGCUUUGUCGAUAAGGACAGAAUAGCUAUUUGGGGUUGGUCUUAUGGGGGAUAUGUGACCUCCAUGGUGCUUGGCUCUGGAAGCGGCGUAUUCAAGUGUGGAAUAGCGGUUGCCCCUGUGUCACGUUGGCAAUAUUAUGACUCAAUAUACACGGAGCGAUACAUGGGCCUUCCUACAGAAAGUGAUAAUCUGAGAAACUAUAACAGUUCAACAGUAAUGGCCAGAGCUGAAAAAUUCAAGGAAGUUGAAUAUCUCCUUAUCCAUGGAACAGCAGAUGAUAAUGUUCACUUUCAGCAAGCAGCUCAGAUUUCCAAAGCUCUUGUUGAUGCUGAAGUGGAUUUUCAGGCAAUGUGGUAUACUGACAAAGACCAUGGCAUCAGCGGUCAAGCACAUAAACACAUUUAUACCCAUAUGAGCCACUUCAUAAAGCAGUGUUUCUCACUGCCCUAGCACAGCAAUGGCAACACCUUUUUGCUUGUUAGUGAUGGUAUUUCUCCAGAAAACUCCUUAGCAAAUGUACUGAACAAGUAUAAACUUUUAAGAUGACAUUAGGGAGUCAGAUCUUGGGAUACCUGAGUAUACAAUGAAGCUCUAAUCUUAAUAAUGAUUUCUGUUGCCAAGCAACCAUUGCAUUUUUUUGAUUGUUUAAUCAAGUCAUUAACAACACUAGAAUGUAUGUAUGUAGGCUACAGACUUCUAGAAAGCACAGUACUUACUUGAAUCAGGAACUUAUGCUUUGAUAUUUCAAUCCUUAAAAAAAAAAAAAAAAAAAAAAAAAAGCAAACCUCCAGCUUGUCUACUGAUGUAACAAAUGCUGAAAAUAACAUCGAAGAGAAACUGACAUGGUAAUCAUGAUGUUUCCCCCCAAAAAUAAUUAUUUCUAUGAAAAUGUUGAUAAAAUUUUGAACAGAUUUUGCUGAAAUUACCUUAUGCUUGAUCAGUGAUUAUUUUAGAAAUAUAUCAGGAAUUCUGCAACAUUAAUAAUUUCUAUGCAGAUUAAAACAGUUUACUUCAGUCCCUUGAGUUAUUAUUUAACUGCAAACUCUUGGAUUACAGUUGCAGAAUCUUGCAAGGAAAGCAUUCAACCAGCUUUUACCAGAGAUUGUGAACGAUACUUAAACCAGUGGCAUUGAAUUUGUUUCCUAUCACUAUACUCUGAUAUUUACUUACUUCAUAGGGAAAAAGGCUGCAACUGUCAAAACCUGUACUGGUACUCUAGCAGAUCACAGUUGUUUCUCCAUGGGACAGAAAUCUUUUUUUUUUUUUUUUUUUUUUUUUAAUAAAUAAAAUCCUAUUUUCCAAUAAGUAAGAUAUAUUCCUUGCAAUCUAACAAAAUAAAUGCUACAAUGCAACUUAGCUGUCACUUGAAGCAAGGACUGGGACUGCAGCUCUCACAUGAUCAAGGUAUUUAGCAAACCUGCCUUUUUCCUUGUAGCCUCCCUUUAAACUUCUGCUUUAUCUUUGGCACUCUAGGUAGGCUUCUCCAGCUGAAGAUAAGAAUGACUUUCUCUUCAUUUCACAUAAAUAGUACAAAAGGGUUGCAUUUUUUCUGAAAAAUGUGCUGCUUAAAUUAAUAAAUGGUCAUUAAGUUAUGAAAA
Lagopus leucura (white-tailed ptarmigan) is the source of this 3511-nucleotide messenger RNA. RefSeq names its product dipeptidyl peptidase 4 (gene DPP4). Gene Ontology annotation, molecular function: dipeptidyl-peptidase activity; serine-type endopeptidase activity. The coding region runs from base 81 to 2363 and encodes 760 amino acids. Lineage: Eukaryota; Metazoa; Chordata; Aves; Galliformes; Phasianidae. The transcript has 26 exons. Gene Ontology annotation, biological process: proteolysis. The record is from RefSeq and is a predicted model, not a curated record.